AUGGAGCAAAAUGAUGCAGUAAAGGUGCAAAUUAAUAAAAAACCCACAAAUUCUAGCUCAACAGGUUCAAUAACCAAAUUAAUCAAGUUUUUAAACCUUAACGAAAAUUUUGCAAUGAGAGCUUCACCUUUGAAAUCAUCAAGAAUCCUAAAUCCCCAUCUCAUCUGUAAGUUAGCAAAAAGCAUUUAUUGAAAUCAAAAAUACCCCUCACUGAAUGAGCAAAAAUUUUUAAUAUAGAAAAUUUUAAAUAAAUUAUAAAUGAUAAAAUCUAGCGAAGUUCUUGAACGUAAUAAGCUUGCAUAUUGCGUGUCAUAGAAUUUAUAAAUAAAUUUAAUUUUUGCUUUCAAAUAGUUAGAAAUUUAGAAUCAUAAAUUUCAUGCAGUUUGCAUUUAUUUAAACACCUGUAUACAGCCCAUAUGGUGAUCAGCUUCGUAUUCUCCCAAUUCUGGAAUAAAAGAUGGGCUGUAUAUUGUUGCCUAAAUAUAUGCAAUACUUAUAUAUAAAAUAGAAAUACUAAUAAGUAGGAGUAAGCAACCCAAAAUUACAUCGAACCCUCAAUGAAAAAGUAUUCGCUUUGCCUUCUUUAAGAAGCAUUGUAAAGCAUAGGCUAUGUGACUCAACUUGCCCAAAUUCUACUGUAGUGUUCAAUAAGAUCAGCUCUUUAUCUGAUUUUGGAAAAAUCAAUAAACCGAAUAUAAAACAGAAUCAGAAACCUGUCGAAAAUAAAGCCCACACAGCAAAAGUAAGACCAAUCCAUCAGUUUUCAAACAAGAUUAAGCGCCCAAAAAGAAGGUUUAAUCCUAAAUUGUGCAUAUAUGGGAGCACAAAACCUAUUAAUGCCAAUGAAAUUACAUGCACAGACCAAGAUGACAUUAGCAGUCCACCAUCAACAUAUAGAAGCGAUAUGAAGAUUUUGAAAUUAAAAAACUUGUCACACGAUUUUGAGACUAGGCCGAUUUUUGAUAUGGUUACUUAAUCCCCCUUCGGUAGGAGAGAAAGUUUUUUAGACCAUCAGAAACUAUUUUUUUUUCUGAUUUAAAAUGUAUUGAAAAUAUUUCAUAUAAAAUACUUCGCUCGUUAAUAGGAUAUUAAUUUCCCAAAAUACUAGGAUUUUUAUAUGGAGAGUUAUAGAAGCACUGAAUACACCCAAAAAGUUUCGACAGCAAAAAAAACCAAAAAAAUAAAAAAUCGGCUUGUGAGUAAUUCUGAAGUAAAAGUGAUGCUUCGAGAUAAAAAAACUGAAUAUGACUAUGAAGGCUUGCAGGGGUGGGGUGAUAACUCUUCAUUAUCCAAAAGCAGAUAA
This is a messenger RNA of Blepharisma stoltei, 1303 nucleotides long. The record is from the annotation of a GenBank genome assembly. Lineage: Eukaryota; Ciliophora; Heterotrichea; Heterotrichida; Blepharismidae.